This is a messenger RNA of Clupea harengus (Atlantic herring), 4156 nucleotides long. RefSeq names its product methylphosphate capping enzyme a (gene mepcea). The record is from RefSeq and is a predicted model, not a curated record. NCBI's taxonomy places the organism in Eukaryota, Metazoa, Chordata, Actinopteri, Clupeiformes, Clupeidae. Gene Ontology annotation, biological process: snRNA modification. Gene Ontology annotation, molecular function: snRNA binding; RNA methyltransferase activity; O-methyltransferase activity.
UAUAAGCAAGGAAACCCUUCGUUCUGUGAGAUUCUGCAGAUGAGUUGAAAGUUGUUAGUGCAGCUAAGAAGAGUGGAGUUGGGGGGGAAAACAGAUAAUGCUCAUUAACAUACACUUUCUCACACAGAACUAUUUCGUUGCUGAUACUGUCAUUUUAAAAGAAAUUCAGUUUAAUCUAGAGGAGUCUCUCCUCCAAAAUUAUGUUUUGAUUUUGUAACAUAACGUUAGCUAGCUAGAUAACGAUCAAUACUGCUAGCUACCUGAAGUUACGCUGGCGGUGUUAACGUUAGCUUUGCAUACAUUCUAUCGUGAUCUUGGUAACCCUUCUGAGUCGAGUGUUUUUCUUGUGGAUGUUGAAAAAUAAGUCGAGUGAGGCUAAAGGUAGUGUCGCUUUAAGAGGAGGCGGAGAAAGCGCCACUGUAGCUGGUGUGUUGAGAGUGCUGGGUAUUUUAGCGACAACAUUGACCGUAUGUGUGCAUUUUCCUUCAAUGGAACUCUGUCUCGAUGUUUCAUGAUUUAUUCAUGACUGUGAGAGGAACGUGACGUGCAGAGGCGGGUAACUUAUAUACAAAAUAUAGACUGUCCCGGAGGCGGGUUCACGCAUAGCAAAGGUCAAUGCCAUACCAUAUGUCAACUGUGUUGCAAGGAAGAUGAUAGAGAUGUCUGUUGACAAAAAGACUGUUUUACCGCAAGAGGGGAGAUCAGUUGGCUCCCAUCAACAAUCCACAAGCAGCUUUAAUAGAAAUACUUUAAUGUUGGAGGAGACUCCUGUCAAACACAAUAGUAAGGAUGAUGGUGGUACAGAGGUUGAGAGGGGCAGCACAGCAAUUGCACUGGAGGCUAAUACCUCUGACACCAAGGAUCUGGAAAAAAGUGACGGCCAGUCCCAGGAGUCAAACAGUGGACUGCAGCAAAAUGCACAACAGCCGAGGCUCAACAAGCGACGCACCACGCUAAGCGCCGGCUUCAAGCACCCCAUGUCUGGAAAGAGGCGUCGACGUGCCAAUUCCGAGAGCAACCCUGUCCUUCCCACCAACUUCCUGUUGGGCGGCAACAUCUUCGACCCGCUCAAUCUCAACAGCCUGCUGGACGAGGAGGUGAACCGGGCGCUCAACGCGGAGACGCCUAAAUCCUCCCCUCUGCCAGCCAAGAGUCGUGAGCCCGUGGAGAUUCUGAUCCCCAGGGACAUCACAGAUCCUCUGAAUCUGAACAGCGGGUUCACAGGAGAUGCGGGUCCCCUCGUAUCCCCGCUGAAGAGCGGUGGGCGAAGACGGCACCGCAACCGCCAUCACGGGGGUGGCGGAGGAGGGCCGGCGGGUUCGUGCGCCGCACAGCUGGAGCUGUCAGAGGGCGAAAGAUCUGUAGAGGGGGCACCUGCUACAGCCGAGGAAACCCCCUCGACAUCUUUACCACACCCUCUGUCCGGCCCCACGGUAGGCAACACUCUCCCAGAGGGCGCGUCCCUGCUCAACGCUUUGCCAUCCACAGGUGCCAAGCCCUCCACCGUCGACACUCUCAGCGAAGACUUGAGUAACUCCAGCUUGCUCAACAGGAAGCCCCAGGCUCCGCAGAGGUUCGGCGGCCACGCCGUGCCGGUUGGCUCGGAUGCCGCGUCUGUGCGUUCGACGACGGGCCCGGCUCCUCCUCCUCCGCACCUGCCCACUCGCCAGCGCAAGCGCCGGCGCGUCUCCAGCAGGUCUGAGAACUCCGAGAAAGCGUCGUCGGUCCCCCCGGCCAAACACCCCAGAGCAGAGAGGGGACGGGCGCCUGCCCCGGUGAAGCACAGCCAGCCUUUCCACACCCCAGUGGUGGGCUCAGGGUCGAGGUCAAUCAGUCGGCGGAUGCCCCCCAAUCACCGCGGGUCCAACCAGCAACCGAAGAAGAAGUUCCAGUAUGGCAACUACACCAAAUAUUACGGCUACCGCAACCCGGGGACGAGUGACGACCCACGUAUGGAGAUGCUAAGGCCCGAGUGGUUCCAAGGCAAAACUGUGCUGGACCUCGGAUGCAACACCGGCCACCUAACUAUGUCCAUUGCCAAGCAGUGGAGGCCCAGCCGCAUUGUGGGACUGGACAUCGACGGAGGGUUGAUCCACGCCGCCAGGCAGAACAUCCGAUACUACCUCUCAGAGAUCCAGGCCCGCGAGGCCCGACGGCACGGCGAAGAGGAUGGGCAGCGGGGUCGUGUGACGGACGACAGAAAGGAUGGUGUGUGUGAAGAGACGACGGAGCACAGAAACGACCCCAUGGAAGAAGACCGAGAGGACAGGCCAGUGACUGAUAGGGGGUUGAAGUCCAACAGAGCAGAGCAGGGAGGAAACGGUUUGGACGAGAGACGGAGGGCGCUGGAGAGGAAUGAAGAGCGAACGAGUGAGAAAAAGGAUGGGGGAGGCGGGAGAGGCUACCCAAAAGGAGGUGGCACCUUCCCCGUGUCUCUCCGUAUCUCCCGAGGCCCUAUUGCCGCUCCGCCUCUCCCACGAUCACCCAGCCAACAGCGGGGAAGCUUCCCUGCUAAUGUGUCCUUUGUCACCGGAAACUAUGUUCUCGAGGCGGACCAGCUGCUGCUCCCAGAGAAGGAGGAGUACGAUGUGAUCCUCUGUCUCAGUGUCACUAAGUGGGUCCACCUGAACUGGGGCGACGCCGGCCUGAAGCGCCUCUUCCGCAGGGCCUACAGACACCUGCGACCCGGGGGCCUCCUCAUCCUGGAGCCUCAGCCCUGGAGCUCUUACGGCAGGAAGAAGAGACUAACGGACACCAUCUAUAAGAACUAUUUCAACAUCCACUUAAGGCCAGAUCAGUUCUCUACGUACUUGACCUGCGAAGUGGGCUUCAGCAGCUACGAGUUCAUUGGGACGCCAGAGCAUCUGUCACGAGGUUUUCAGAGACCGAUCUACCUAUUUCGCAAAGGACCGUCAAGCAAGUGACGACUUCCAGUCCAAACCAGAGAAACACCCAGAGAAGACAUUGGGUUUCGCUUUGGCUUGCGUCAUGUCUUCACCGAGGUUUGGGACAUCCAAUUGGAAACGGGGACCAAAAGAGGAACUCAAUCAGAUCUUUGUAAUUGGACAUCUUCUAAACAUUACAUCGUUGCACUGAAACCGAGAGGACUGACUUCGCUCCCUGAAGGCCUGAGUCACCAUUAGAACCAGGAGAGAGAACUUUUCAAAUGUGUAGGAGCUUUUGAAAAGACUUGCACAAAGGGAAGGAUAGGGGGGGGGGGGGGGUGUAAACGGAUUUAUCACCCUUUUGUGUCAUACUUUGUGUUAUAAUCAGUUUGUUUUGAACAAGAGGAAUUUGUCACUUUUUUUGUAACAGGCCAGAAGACCAGUGACAAGCACAGACCCAAAAUGAUAGCCUUUACUUUUUUUGGCUCAAGUAAUCUAAUAUCCGUAAUCAUUCAUUCAGUUUGUUUGCUUGUUUUUAUUUUGUCAUGUUCGAGUUUGGAAGAUGUUUUAAGCUCACGCUUCACUUUCAUUUACAAGUUCUGCUGUUGGAGAAACUACUUUGUAUGCUUCUUGGUGUUAAGUUGGAAUGGAGAAACCCUGUUGCCGUUCUAGAGGUCUAAAAUGAUCAUUUUAAAAAUGAUGGCCAACUUUUUACUAGUGUUUAUUUAUGGCUGCUACCAUGGAUGAAGGCAAGGACUCAUUUAACUUCCCGUCAUCCCAAAGUCACUUGAGUACUCAACAAACCAGGACAAACUGUGCUUGUUUUGUUCUUUUAUAAUCCAACAGAUGUACACUUUAAAACCAAUUUUAAAGCAACCUGGUUGACCAAAUGGAUACUUUUAGUUCAUUCUUUUCACGGUUCUACCAACCUUUGAGACAUGCCACCUGCAGUACAGUACAUGACCGUCAUGGAACGCCACUCAUUGCAGAUCACCACAAUGACUUAAAAAAAAGAAACCUCUUCAAAAUAUUUAUCUUGAGGUCAUCAAAGUGUCAUAAAUAUAGAGCUUCAUAUCAUCACUUGGCUCAAGUGCAAUAUGCUCUAUUUAUCUCCCCAUGAACAUGACAGGAUAAAGUAUGACGCUAAAGGAAAUGUCCAAUUGAAUGUGUUUUGUGAUUAGCAAAAUAUGAAUAAUAGUUGAUGCUAAAUGCCCAGUUCAUAAUGAUGUUUUUGUGGAAUUCCAAAUAUUAAAUCAUUCUAAUUGCCAAUA